AUGUUGGCAUCCAUCGCCCCCGUGCGCCUCUUCCUCGUGGCACUAAGCGUUUUCUUCCCCUUGUCUUCCUUGGCCGCCGUCGCACCAUAUCGAUCUUCCUCCUCCGAGACCAACACCCACAACGAACAACAACUCGUAAAGCGUUACACCAGUCCUACAGUCAUCUGGCCUGCCAAUCUCACUCGCACUCCGCUCAAUGUGUUUCGCCAAGUCCUCGAAACCCAGCCCGACCCCGACCCCGACCUCAUCAAAGACUGCGUUGCCCUCGACGCCACCUAUGUCUCGCUGACUAUGGAUAACCCGGACCUGCAUCAGAUCAUGCCCUGGGCAGGGACUCGCUACCGGGUGGGACCCCAGGCCUUCCUGGACACCUUCACACGCGUCGGUCUUUGGUGGACGCGGGGCCCGUUUUCGAUCGAGGUUAUUUUUGGCGAUGGGGGCAAUGUCACCGCUUGGGGACAGUUCGAGAUCACAUCCAAUACGAUGCAAAAGACAAUCACGGCGCCGUGGUCAGCUCGUGCGGAAGUCAACGAUGAGGGAAAGAUCACGUAUUUCCAGUAUAUGGAGGACACGUUUGGGACGGCGAGUACCUUCUGGGCCAACGGCAAGAAGGAGUAUCGGGCUGAUCCCUACGGAGGAAGUGUAUGGUUUUGA
Messenger RNA from Penicillium cinerascens, 654 nucleotides. RefSeq lists its product as uncharacterized. NCBI's taxonomy places the organism in Eukaryota, Fungi, Ascomycota, Eurotiomycetes, Eurotiales, Aspergillaceae. The coding region runs from base 1 to 654 and encodes 217 amino acids. The transcript has a single exon. The record is from RefSeq and is a predicted model, not a curated record.